Messenger RNA from Cuscuta campestris, 2017 nucleotides. The record is from the annotation of a GenBank genome assembly. NCBI's taxonomy places the organism in Eukaryota, Viridiplantae, Streptophyta, Magnoliopsida, Solanales, Convolvulaceae.
CUAAUAGAUCUAAUGCACAGUCCCUCCCAAACGCCUCUCCUAGUCUCCCUCGCCUCAACCAUUCUCUGCAGAUAAAAAGAAUACUCCGUAUACAAAAACCCAUCGUGGGACAAGGCACCGCAACCCAUCAUCCAUUGCCGGCGGCCUGAAGAAGAACUCUACCCCUAACUCAGUCCAGCCGGAGCCUGUGCGUAUCCCGUCGCAUCUCUGAAGGUUUUGCGUGUCUGCGCUUCGUAGGUCAUGGAUAUAGGAGGGAAUUCUUUACCAUCUGGUCCAGAUGGGAAGAAGCGAAAAGUAAGUUAUUUUUAUGACCCAGAAGUUGGGAAUUAUUACUAUGGGCAGGGCCACCCGAUGAAGCCGCACAGAAUGCGAAUGACACAUGCUCUUCUUGCACACUAUGGACUUCUACAGCAUAUGCAUGUCCUCAAGCCCAAUCCUGCCCGAGAUAAGGACCUUUGCAGGUUUCAUGCGGAUGAUUAUGUUAAUUUCUUGAGAAGCAUUACUCCAGAAACACAACAAGAUAAUCUGAGGCAGCUGAAGCGGUUCAAUGUUGGCGAAGACUGCCCUGUUUUUGAUGGCCUCUACUCAUUUUGUCAAACUUAUGCAGGCGGUUCUGUUGGUGGGGCAGUGAAAUUGAACCAUGGACAUUGUGAUAUUGCUAUAAACUGGUCUGGUGGGUUGCAUCAUGCAAAGAAAUGUGAAGCUUCUGGUUUUUGCUAUGUGAAUGACAUAGUGCUUGCCAUAUUAGAGCUCCUCAAAGUGCACGAGCGAGUUCUAUAUGUGGAUAUUGACAUACAUCAUGGUGAUGGAGUUGAAGAGGCCUUCUAUACCACAGAUAGGGUCAUGACGGUAUCAUUUCAUAAGUUUGGAGAUUAUUUCCCCGGUACUGGAGAUAUACGUGAUAUUGGAUAUGCGAAUGGAAAAUAUUACUCUCUGAAUGUUCCACUAGAUGAUGGAAUUGACGAUGAAAGCUAUCAGAUGUUGUUUAAGCCGAUAUUGGGUAAAGUGAUGGAAGUUUUUAAGCCUGGUGCAGUGGUAUUGCAAUGUGGAGCUGAUUCUUUGUCUGGAGAUAGAUUGGGCUGCUUUAAUUUAUCUAUAAAAGGUCACGGAGAGUGUGUUAAAUACAUGAGGUCUUUCAAUGUGCCACUGUUGUUGGUGGGUGGAGGAGGCUACACAAUUCGUAAUGUGGCUCGUUGCUGGUGCUAUGAAACAGGAGUUGCACUUGGCAUGGAGCUUGAUGACAAGAUUCCACAGCAUGAAUAUUAUGAGUACUUUGGUCCAGAUUAUACUCUUUAUGUUGCCCCAAGUAACAUGGAGAACAAAAAUUCCCGUCAGAUGGUGGAAGAAAUAAGAGCAAAGCUUCUUGAUUAUCUGUCAAAACUUCAGCACGCACCUAGUGUGCCGUUCCAGGAGAGGCCACCAGAUACUGAAUUCCCAGAGGCUAAUGAAGAUCAAGAUGGUGAAGAUAAUCGGUGGGGUCGUGAUUUUGAUGUAAAUGAUGAUGAACGUAAAUUUCUCCCUGGACGAGUGAAAAGGGAGAUAAUUGAACCUGAAGCCAAGGACACAGACGACAUGAAAAUCGAUGAACGACCGAGAGAAGCAGAGCCGACAUUAAACCAAACAAACUUGAAGGGAUCAAUCACAGGGUCAGAAGAAAACCAUUUGCUGGGGAACUCGAGCAAAUCAUUCAGUCAACCAAUGGAUAUGAACUUAUGAAUCAUAUUGGGAGUUUGAUCUGUUCUUGCAAACUCUAAUACAGAUAUAAACUGUUUUUUGUCAACAUCAUUUUGUACCCAUUUCAUGAAUCAUCUCAAGGAAAACUCUAAGGCCAACUCCCACUUUAACCUGGACUUAUACAUGUGUAGGACAUGCGAGGUCGGUCCCUAAAACUCGUUCUCCCGAGUCCGUACUAUUUCCCUCGAGUGUAUAUUGAAAUUUUACAUUUAUUUUUGUAUGUCCGACUCAUAAUUUGUUCAUCAUUUACUUGGAGUUUAAUGGACCCCAUAUUUGCAUUUCU